Molecule: messenger RNA, 1515 nt
Organism: Sinocyclocheilus rhinocerous
Lineage: Eukaryota; Metazoa; Chordata; Actinopteri; Cypriniformes; Cyprinidae
Product: major histocompatibility complex class I-related gene protein-like
Exons: 6
Coding region: 410-1408 (332 amino acids)
Biological process (GO): immune response
Cellular component (GO): external side of plasma membrane
Source: RefSeq, a predicted model, not a curated record
AACACACUACUGUACACAGACAAUAAUGCUCGUUUAUGUAUAUCUACUGUCAUAUUUAUCAGCGGUUAGAGCAGGUAAGUAAGAUUACAGAUGUUCUUUGCUUCUACAGAUGUGCUUUUAACCAUUCGCCGUAGAUACUAUAGGCUGUGUGAACAACUAAAAGUAGAAAACGUUUAGAAGCAUUUAAUCACAAUAUAGUGCAGCUUUUGCAACAAUAUAGCCGUAAGAUGUGUUUAAAUCAUCUCUUUUAAUUUUGCCUUUUUACUCAUGAAAAAGCCUCCUCGAAAGUGAAAUUACGUAAAAGCGAAAGCAUAGAGUUUGCCGAGUGAAUUCUCGUUUAUCACGAAAUGUCUCAUAUGACACCUAUACUAUACCUGUAUUACUACUUUCCAAAGGUUCUCACUCACUGAUGGCGUUCGCAACAUAUAUAAUCGGACAGACACCAUUUCCAGAGUUCAGUGCCGUAGUGAUGCUGGAUGAUCUUCAAAUAAUGUACUAUGACUCGAUCACACGGCAAGCUGUCCAUCGCUCUUAUGAUGAUUCAAAACACUACGAUGAAGAGAAAAGUGAUGCUGGUGUCAUAUUUCGUGAUAUGUACAACGACAUGAAAGGUCGAGCAUUUUAUCUUAAGGAGCACCUAAAUCACACAGACGGUGUACAUGUUCACCAGAGACUUGCUGGAUGUGAAUUACUGAAUGAUGAUAAACCAGGUCCACUUCAGACAUGGGAUGCUUUUGAUCAAAAAAAUAAAGAGGAGUUCAUUUUCAACGAAGAGAAAAAUAAUUUCCAAAUUGAAUUGCCAUGGAUAAUGUGGGACAAUUUACAGUUUGCUCAUAUGAAAUUUUUAUAUAAAACCGUAUAUCAUCCUGUUUGCAUUAAAGUUUUGCAGAGUUACCUGCAAAUGAAAAAGAACAAUGUGAUGAGAAAAGUGAAGCCCAGAGUCAGACUCAUGAAGAAGACACUCACAGACUCUCAAGGGCUUCAGAUCAGCUGUCUGGCCACUGGUUUUUACCCCCGUCACAUUAACCUGACCCUGUUCAGAGAUGGUCAGCCUGUGGAUGAUGAUCAGAUCACAGGAGGAGAGAUUCUGCCCAACGGAGACGGAACUUACCAGAUGAGGAAGAGUUUGGUGAUCAGUGAAGAAGAGCUACGUGAGGAACAUAAAUACAACUGCACAAUAAAGCACCUCAGUCUGGACAACAAACUGGACAUUACAUUUGAUGUGGCUGACCCAGGAUCCUUCAGUCAGUCUGUAGUUUUCAGUGUGCUGGUGUUCAUGUGUGUGGUUGUUCCCAUCAUAACUGCACUCAUCAUAUGGAGGAAGAGACAAGCUGCUGGGGAUCUGAUACGUCAAAGAGUGAUUAUUCCCUUACUCCAUCUUCUGUGCAAGAUGAAACAUAAAAAGUGAGUCUGCAUGAGCCUAUAUUAUAUUCAAGAUAAUACAUGAAAAACUUAUAAAGCCUUACCAUUUACUUGGUGGAUGCCAUUUGUGUUACGAUAGUAAUUUCAACGAUA